This is a messenger RNA of Humulus lupulus (European hop), 2858 nucleotides long. RefSeq lists its product as uncharacterized. The record is from RefSeq and is a predicted model, not a curated record. The transcript has 2 exons. The coding region runs from base 474 to 2468 and encodes 664 amino acids. Lineage: Eukaryota; Viridiplantae; Streptophyta; Magnoliopsida; Rosales; Cannabaceae.
CUCGUCUCGUUUCGUCUCAUUAUUUCUCUCUUUCAUAUCUCUUUCGUUCGCUCUCGUUCUCUCUUCGCCGCCUCUUCCUUCCUUCUCUUCUUCUCUUUCUCUCCUCUCCUCUCCUUCCUUACCGGCGGUGUCAAAACCCUAAACAUGACCGCGCCGCCGACCUAAUCACCGAGUAAUUCAGCACAAUCGUCUCAAAUUUUCAGGAUGUUUGUCUGCCUUCUUGCUGUGAAGAUAUCAAUUUAUAUUGAACUUAUGUGCACUUGCUAUUAAUCCGUGAAAGUCUGGUUUAAAUUUUAUUACAGAAAAUGGAUCGGCGCGAUACCUCAGGAUUUGUUAGCGGGGGUGGGAUGUACUCUUUUAGAGACAAUCUAACUCUAGUUUUGUAAAUAUUAUUUUUCCGGCCCGGAAGUCAGACAGACUGUUCUGUCGUAGUUAAUUUUAGGUUAGUGUACUAUUGCAUUUAAGCUAUAAGAAUGGAUGAUAGGUUCCAGAACUUGGGUUUUGCUGCUAAUUAUUCUUCAAAUGCAUUUGAGGUUUUGGGUUCUAAGCAAUUUAGGGUAGUUGGAGCUGAGUCUCAUGCAGAUACUAUCUUGUGUCUAAACUCCCCUGGCUGCAUUCCUUUUAUGUCAAGCUCGAAGGGAACUAAACGGAAGUGGAGUUCGAUUGAUCCAUCUGUCUGCCAGCAAGUUGGCUCGUCGCUAUCUCUCGGGCUUGGCCGAUCUUCAAGUUCCUCGGACAGCAAGGGAAGUUCAGCAACUGCUUGCACUACAAUGUCUUCAGCUAAAGAAACUGACGAGGAGUCCUCAAUGGAUCUUGAAUUGGAUUUUUCUUUACAUCUUGGCAAUGAAAAAUUGCCCAGCCCAAAGAAACAUGCUACUUCAAUCUUGAAAGCAUUGGAGGUGCUGCCCAAAGUUGACUUGGAGUUAAGUCUCUCCACUGGCCUCUCUGAAUCUGAAAUCACUAGUGUUCAUCCGAGUUCCAGUUCGCUUCAGUCUGGAGUAGAGAUACCACUAUCAGCUUUUGUGGGUAAUAAUGCAGAUGAAGGAUCAACAUCAUGUCCUUGGAAACAAGGGAUUAUUGUGCCACCAUUGCCAACAUCAUCCAUUGCAGGGGAUGCCAUCCUAUUUAAACAGGUCCCCCAAAAAGUUGAUCCAACUCCCAUUGUUCUGGACCUCUCAUCAAGUGUAUUAAGCACACCAAAAAGCUCAGUCACCUGUACUUCCGGGUUAACAAUACAGCAGCAAUUAACGCAACAUCGCAGCACUAGUUCAAAGACAUGUCAGAUUGAGGGAUGUGGAAAGGGAGCCAGAGGUGCUUCUGGCCGCUGCAUAUCUCAUGGUGGAGGUCGUAGGUGUCAAAAACAAGGUUGUCACAAGGGUGCUGAGGGCAGAACUGUGUACUGCAAGGCCCAUGGGGGUGGUCGGCGGUGUGAAUUCCUUGGUUGCACAAAGAGUGCAGAGGGACGUACAGAUUAUUGUAUUGCUCAUGGUGGUGGUCGGAGAUGCAAUCAUGAGGGUGGUUGCUCUCGAGCUGCCAGAGGCAAGUCAGGACUGUGUAUCAGGCAUGGUGGUGGCAAGAGAUGUCAAAAAGAAAACUGCACAAAGAGUGCAGAAGGGUUAUCAGGCCUUUGUAUAUCACAUGGAGGUGGCCGACGCUGCCAAGCUACAGGGUGCACAAAAGGAGCACAAGGAAGCACCAUGUACUGUAAAGCUCAUGGUGGAGGAAAAAGGUGCACUGCUCUAGGAUGCACCAAAGGAGCCGAAGGGAGCACUCCUUUCUGCAAGGGCCAUGGUGGGGGCAAAAGAUGUGCUUUUCAAAGUGGCGGGGUUUGUACAAAGAGCGUCCAUGGGGGUACUAAUUUCUGUGUGGCACACGGAGGAGGUAAGAGGUGUGCCAUGCCUGAGUGCACUAAAAGUGCUAGGGGACGGACUGACUACUGUGUUCGCCAUGGCGGGGGGAAGCGAUGCAAGUUUGAUGGGUGUGGCAAGAGUGCACAAGGCAGCACUGAUUUUUGCAAGGCGCAUGGUGGAGGAAAUCGAUGCUCUUGGGGCCAUCCAGGAUCAGAAUUCGGCAGCUGUGCGGAUCCUUGUAACUCAUUUGCAAGGGGAAAAACAGGCCUCUGUGCACUCCACAGUGGCCUGGUGCAGGACAAGAGAGUUCAUGGAGGUGCUACCAUAGUAACUUUAGUUCAGGACACCAAACUCGAGAAGAUGAAAGAGGUUGUUCCAGUGGACAUGAACAUUGAUGUGUCAAAACUGGGAAGCAGCUUCACAACUUCAGCAGGCGGCACAAGUUUUGGCUUGAAUCAAUUUGGCGGCCCAAGUAAUUUCUCAGUUGGGGAAGGUCGGGUCCAUGGCGGAAGUCACUUCAUCAAGGUCAGUUCUGUUCUCGGAGCAAGCAGCAACAAAAGUGUCAAGGACGCUCGGGAGCCAGUGAAAUCGUACAUUAUUCCUCAGAAUUGGAUGUAAUGUUCUCUGCUCCUUCUCCCAUCUUAUUCUAUUAGAUUGUCCUUAGUAUCGCAGGGUUUCCUGGCAUGUUCGUCUCAUUUGCAUUUAGUCAGCCUGGUGUCUUCAUAUAUUAGUUAAGUUCUUCUAAGUUGUCAUUCAUUGGUUCUUAGUGGACAGAGCCAUUUGUGCUUUUACAGUCUGGAGUGACAGUUGAUAUAUCAAAGGUACAACACUGUCAGUCAGCAUUGUAGUUGGGUCUUUGGAUUUCGUUCUUCCCUGUAAAUAUUUAUAAAAAAAAAAAAGUCCACUCAGUUUGUUGUGAAUACAGGUUGUGCACCCCCCACCUGUAAGGUCGGUCAGUUUGUCAGACAUUCUGGUUAUAUUAAUAAAGCCUAUCUUUCGGUGCUAGAA